AUGUCGGUCGCCGAUCCACUGGGCGAUGCUGCCCCCGACUUACCCUCGCCUCCUAUUGUAGUCUUGUCUACCACACCCCCUGUACACGACCCCCCACCUCCCUAUCCAUCGCAGGAACGGCGCUCACGCGCAACACGCUCGGGGCGCCGUCGUCGCACGCUCGAUCAAGCGCAAGACCAUGCUUCGCACCUUACUAUUGCCCCCGGCGGCGGCACCGAAUACGAAGCUCUAUCGCCCUCGUUGCACCACCUAUCCGAUGCAGACGACCGCGACAACGAUGCGACAGAGACAACCCCGUUGUUGCACCCGUCCACAUCAUCGCCUCGGAGCUCUACCCGUCUGCCCUCAGGGCUUGUCCCAAGGCGGCAGCGCACGCUCUCGAUAACGAGCACCGUACGCUCAACGGUCUCUGUGGCUCCGUCCCUCGCGCAGACACUCCUAUCCGCAUUCAACCCCGAGCAUGAUUGUGAGGUCGACCCGGAUUGUGAGGAGCCGGGACCUGCGGAGGACGGACGGGACCACAGUGACGAUGACGAGGGUGUACUGGAUUCGCCCACUCUACGACGCUCAAGACCUUUGGACGACGAGCAGCGCGCAUUUGUCGCAGAUCUUGCCAGCCAGCAGUUGAACAGGCAUCGAGGGCUCUCGUGGCGAACUCGAUGGCAGCGGUAUUAUCGCCCCAUGGGCAAACGAGCAUACUAUGCUGCUCUGUUCCACCUUCUCGUCGUCAACUUCCCUUACGCCCUUUUAGCAUGGGUCUAUCUCUUCGUGUUCACUGUAGCCGGCACUACUACUCUCAUGGCCCUGCCUGUGGGUGCCGUGCUAUGCUUCCUUGAUCUUAUCGGUGCCCGGCUGCUCUCCCGGGGUGAGCUUGCCCUCCAGACUACAUUCCACGGCCCCCUCGCCUAUUCUAGACCCAACCCACCUCUUCCCAUCUUCGUUCGGCUCCGUGCACCCACCCCAGCCGAGAUCGAGUUGGGCCUCACCGCGAUUCCAGAAAAAUCAUUCUAUCGCAAUGCGUACGCCAUGUUUACCGAUUCGACAUCAUACCAGGCGCUUUUCUACUUCCUGGUCAUCAAGCCAGGUAUCACCAUUCUGUUGUCGCUUCUGCUUGUCGUGAUCGUUCCCGUUUCGUUCGUGCUCGUAUGGCCUGCACCUGCGAUGCUCCGCCUCGUCCGCCGCCUCGGGAUCUGGCAGGCAAACAUUGCAGUCGAGGGUCUAUGCCUUGCCAUACGUUGA
This is a messenger RNA of Fibroporia radiculosa, 1239 nucleotides long. RefSeq lists its product as uncharacterized. NCBI's taxonomy places the organism in Eukaryota, Fungi, Basidiomycota, Agaricomycetes, Polyporales, Fibroporiaceae. The record is from RefSeq and is a predicted model, not a curated record. The transcript has 4 exons. The coding region runs from base 1 to 1239 and encodes 412 amino acids.